CAACGCCGCUGCUGUGUGGCACUGCUGCGCGCUGAGCAAGGAUGAUACACGCCUGUGUGACGCGGGCAAGAAACCUGCCGGACAUGGACCGCUGGCCAAAGGGCCCAAAGCCCGACGCAUACGCGAGGGUCCGUCUCGUCAAUGAUGACAACGAAUGCAAGACGUCUCGCGUGGACGACGACACGUCGCCCGACUGGGGCCAGCUCUGCUGCAGCCUCGAGCCUAGCCUCCCGCUCAACCAGACGACCGUCAGCUUCGUCGUCGAGGACUAUGACCUCAUCACGCACAACGAGGUGAUCGGCGAGUGCCGCCUUCCCGCCUCGCCCUUCGAGCAGGGGUGGUGCCCCCUCUCCGCCUCCUGCACCGGACCAGCCGCCGACUGCACCGGAGUCGCCCGCGGCGAGGUCUGGGUCAGCGUGGCGCUCCCCUCCACACAUCAACCGCCCGCAGCUCCACCGUCGGACUCCCCGCAAGAGCCGUCUCCGCCGCCGCCCCCGCCGCCGCUAUCGCCGCCGCUAUCGCCGCCGCUGUCGCCGCUGCUGUCGCCGCUGCUGUCGCCGCUGCUGUCGCCGCUGCCGCCGCCCUCGCCGCUGCCGCCGCCGCCCGCGCCAUCGGCAGAAUCGGCAGCGUCGCCGCCGUCUCUGCCGCAGGGAGCGCAAGGAGCGGCGCUGGAGGCAGAGAGCCUCAUUACGCGCGCCGGAGGCGGCGGCGGGAGCGGUGCUGGAGGCGGCGGGAGCGGUGCUGGAGGCGGCGGGAGCGGUGCUGGAGGCGGCGGGAGCGGCGCGGCGACGGCGGUCGGCGUCGCCCUCGGCGUCGCCCUCGCUGUAGCCGCGGCUGGGCUGCUCGUGCGGGCGCGGAAGCGGCGGUCUCGUCUCCUCCGGCUCGGGCCGCAGGUCGUCUCGCCGCUCGUCGAGCUGCACUCGCCGGCGGUAAGGUAAGGGAAGGUAAACUUCUCUCGCCGGCGGGCCGGUGAGGGGCCGAGGCAGCGGCGUGCGUGCAGUAUACUUGGGAGCAGCAUGCGUACAGUAGGGGAGGGUGUGAUGGGGGCGAUCCUUUAGUCGAGCGUUGCGUCCAUGCCGUUGCCAUGCGUUGCGUCCCCAGGGCGGCGCGACCGGCGCGCGGCGUUAUAUAGCUUCCCAAGUCGUCGAGAGUCAAGUACGUUGUGUACAGG
Messenger RNA from Emiliania huxleyi CCMP1516, 1171 nucleotides. RefSeq lists its product as hypothetical. The coding region runs from base 42 to 938 and encodes 298 amino acids. The transcript is spliced from 6 exons. The record is from RefSeq and is a predicted model, not a curated record. Lineage: Eukaryota; Haptophyta; Isochrysidales; Noelaerhabdaceae.